This is a messenger RNA of Xenia sp. Carnegie-2017, 2042 nucleotides long. RefSeq names its product poly(A)-specific ribonuclease PARN-like. The record is from RefSeq and is a predicted model, not a curated record. Gene Ontology annotation, cellular component: cytoplasm; nucleus. Bases 54 to 1814 code for a protein of 586 amino acids. Gene Ontology annotation, molecular function: RNA binding; poly(A)-specific ribonuclease activity; metal ion binding. Gene Ontology annotation, biological process: nuclear-transcribed mRNA poly(A) tail shortening. The transcript has a single exon. Lineage: Eukaryota; Metazoa; Cnidaria; Anthozoa; Malacalcyonacea; Xeniidae.
UGCAAGAACCAUCGUAAAAAACAAAGAACAUGGUCAUCUGAUUUCAAUCUAAAAUGGAGAUAACGAGAUUAAACUUUAUAGAAACCCUUCCAAUUAUAACUGAAGCAAUUGAAGACUCGUCAUUCAUUGCGAUUGACGCUGAAUUCACUGGCCUUACCUCUCGACGCCGGGAGAACGCCUUGGACACGUGCGAUGAAAGGUAUUUGAAGCUGAUUAAUGGCACGAAAGACUUCAUGAUUGUUCAGUUUGGUGUUUGUACAUUUAACUGGGAUGAAGAACAGCAACAAUACAUAGCCAAACCAUUUAAUUUUUUUACAUUUCCUCGGCCUUACAACAGGCAAAUGCCUGAUAUAAAGUUUUUAUGUCAGAGUUCUAGUCUUGAGUUUCUUGCAAAUCAGGGCUUUGAUUUUAAUAAAUGGGUAUGUCAUGGUAUACCAUUUCUGUUGCCUGUGAAUGAAGAUAAACUUCGUCAAAUGGUUGCAUCAAGAUCAUCCCAAAGUAAUGAUUCUACAGAAACAGAACCAAUGCCCAUACCACCAGCAUUUGAAAAAACAAUUGAGCUGAUCAUGAAUAAAGUAGAGGCAUUUAUUGCAGAUUCAGAGCAAAAAGCAUUAAGCUUGCCACCAUCAAGUCCUCUCGUUCGUAGACUUGUGUACAGCCAUGUUAAUGCUGUUCACAAAACCUGUCUUCAUUUGGAAUCGAAAACGAAUGAGGAAAAGGAGAAAUAUGUCAAGAUGACAAAAUGCUCUGGUGAUGAGAAGAAAGCAUUGGAAAGACAAAAAUUUGAUAAGGAAAAUGUUAAAGUUGAAGAGGCUGUUGGCUUUUCAAAAAUUAUCCGACUUUUGUCACAGUCUGGUAAAUUGGUUCUUGGUCACAAUAUGUUGCUAGAUUUGCUUCAUACGAUACGAUUAUUUGUGAGUCCCUUGCCAGCAACCCUCGAUGGCUUUAAAGCUCUUGCAAAAGGGGUUUUACCAAGAUUGAUUGACACCAAAGUCAUGGCAAGCACCGAGCCUCUACAAAGUUUGUUUCAUUUGUCCCAUUUAGAAGAAGUGUAUAAAACUUGCUGCAAAGCUCCAUUUGCGACGCCUCAUGUUCUGUUUUCUGAGGGAUUUGAUCAAUAUGCAGGUGAUAUUGAGGGCUCAAAAUCCCAUGAAGCAGGUUAUGAUGCAUACAUGACUGGAAUAGCUUUCCUUGCAAUGGCAUCUUACCUGGAGAAGCAGCGUGAUGGUAGUAGUCCAUGUGGUGAGGUAGAUGUUGAAAUCAUCAAACCCUUUAUGAACAAAAUAUUUCUUUUUCCAAGAAUGGAAGAUAUUCCUUAUCUUAACAUUUCCGGAGAAGAUCUAGUGCCUAGUCGUGAUCAUGUCUUUUAUGUUGAGCAUCCCAGUGAAUGGCAGUUUACCGACAUCCAGAAGUUGUUCAAAGAUUUUGGUUUUGUUUACAUCACCAAAAUAAAUGAAAUGUCGGCAUUUGUCUCUGUUGCUAAACGCGAGAGAGCCACAAAAGUUUUACAGAAGCUUCAAAAGAAUAAUAGACCAUACCGAAUUCAGAGUUAUAGUGUUUACCAUUCAAAUGGCAAAAAAGAUGAUACGUAUCAAGUCAAUCAUCAUGAACCUAGUACAUCAUCUCAAGAUGCAAACACAAACGAACAAGAGCAUUGUAUCACACCUUGUGAUACACCAGAUGGACCUUCAUUUAAAAGAUCGACUCGUGAGGAGUCAGAUGUAGAAGAUGGAGAGAUUCCUGACUCUCCUGAACCUUUAAAAAAGAAAUUAAAAGGAGAGCAUACUUAUUUUGACGAGCCUGAAGAUUGGUAGAUAUCGUUUGUGUUAAGUUGGUGUAGCUCAAUAAUUUAAAAUCAAGUUGAAGUAGAUUGGUUUUACACUACCUAAAUUUGGUCAACAUCAGUUAAUUAAUUUUUUUAGUUACUCUUAUUAGUACAUGAUAAAAUGUUUUUAAAAACAUUUCUAAAACAAUGUCCGAAAUUGAUAAUAUUCUGGAAACUUGUGUAAAGCAAUCUUUCGAUAAUGUUUAGUGAAUCUUCA